UCUCCACGAUUGGGGCGAGAAUACGCUCGUCGCGAAGGAAUAGAAAUGGUCAUUCACGAUAAGUCCGAGAGGAGGAGGAGAUCGAGCUGCCGCCGGUCAAGAUCCACGCUCAACACCGCGUAAUCCUUCUCUCGAGCGCGCCAGGUGAGCGAAUCGAUCCAAUCCAGCUCUAGCGCCGCGCGCUCGAGAAAUCGAUCGAUCGUUAUCAGGUCAGGGGAGAAUGGGGAAUUGCCUGGGACACGGAUCCAGGGAAAAUAUCCACCAUCACAGGCGCGAUGACAAGAACAGCGCCUACGAUUUCCCUCCCAAGGCCAACAAUGCCGCCACUGUCACGGCCGCCCCGGCGCAGCCACCGCCGCCCUCCAACAAAAACAAUCGCGAGCAGCCGACGAGCUCUCCGCUGCCACAGCCCAAGCCGAGCAGCCGUCACGCGCCGACGAUCCACUCCAUCACCGCCAAUGUGCUGGGAAAGCCGCUCGAGGACGUGAGAGCCAUGUACGUCCUGGGCCGGGAGCUCGGGCGUGGCCAGUUUGGGGUCACACACCUCUGCACGGACAGGGCCUCCGGGAAGACUUACGCUUGCAAGACCAUCGCCAAGAGGAAGCUUAUCUCCAAGGCCGAUGUGGAGGACGUGAAGAGGGAGGUCCAGAUCAUGCACCACCUUAGAGGCAACGAGAACAUCGUGGAGCUUCGAGGAUCGUACGAGGACAAGCACUCGGUCCACUUGGUGAUGGAGCUUUGCGAGGGUGGAGAGCUUUUCGACCGGAUCAUCGCCAGGGGACACUACAGCGAGAGAGCUGCCGCUGCGCUGUGCCGGACGAUCGUGAGGGUGGUGUAUAUAUGCCACUCGCUCGGGGUGAUGCACCGGGAUCUCAAGCCCGAGAACUUUCUCCUGGCGGACAAGAGCGAGAGUGCUCCUCUCAAGGCUACGGAUUUUGGACUCUCGGUGUUCUUCAAGCAUGGUGACAAGUUCACGGAUCUGGUUGGAAGCGCUUACUACGUAGCUCCGGAAGUUCUUCGCCGCAACUACGGACCCGAGGCCGACGUGUGGAGCGCUGGAGUGAUCUUGUACAUUCUUUUGUCCGGAGUACCACCGUUCUGGGCAGAAAGUGAGCAGGGAAUUUUCGAUGCUGUCCUUCGCGGCCAAGUGGACUUUGUAAGUGAUCCAUGGCCGUCGAUUUCGUCAUCGGCCAAGGAUUUGGUGAAGAAAAUGUUGACGCAAGAUGUGAAGAAAAGGGUCACUGCGGCAGAAGUUCUCAGCCAUCCUUGGGUGAGAGAAGAUGGUGAUGCUCCAGAUGCACCACUUGACAAUGCGGUAUUGUCGAGGAUGAAGCAGUUCACCGCAAUGAACAAGCUAAAGAAACUGGCGCUCAAGGUCAUUGCAGCAAGCCUCUCGGAAGAAGAGAUCACAGGACUCAAGGAAAUGUUUAGCAGCAUGGACACAGACGGCAGUGGCACCAUUACAUUCGAUGAGCUCAAAGCUGGUCUUGAAAGGCUAGGAUCCAACCUCAGGGAUGCGGAAAUCCGCCAGAUCAUGAACGCUGCCGAUGUCGAUGGAAACGGGACGAUUGACUAUCUCGAAUUCAUCACAGCCACAAUGCAGAUGAACAAGAUGCAAAAGGAAGAUCACUUAUAUUCCGCGUUUCAAUUCUUUGACAACGACAAUAGCGGCUACAUCACGAUGGAGGAGCUCGAAGAAGCUCUAGUUAAAUACGGUAUGGGCGACCAUGAAACAAUGAAGGAAAUUCUUAAAGAAGUGGACACAGACAACGAUGGAAAGAUUAACUACGACGAGUUUGUAGCCAUGAUGACUAAAGGAGCUGCGCCAAGCAGCGAGCAACAAAACAAUAGAAGAAAAGGCCAGGAACUUCCCGUGGGAGCUCCAAGGCACAGGAAAUAAGUACCUGUGAGAAAAACUUGGGUUCGCUUUUAUUUUCUUUUUGCCUUGAGCUUUGGAUUUUUGCUAAUCAAAAUAAGUCGCAGAGAGAAAUUACAGUCAUCGUACUUGUUACGAUCGAUCGAUCGAUCGAUUCAAGGUGCUGCUGCGUCGGCAGGCUUUUCCUCUACUGGAUUCUUCCUAUACUCGGGUUUAAGCUCGUAAGUCCCUUGGUUGGUUCCCCUCUUGUUGUAAGUGCAGAGAUCGUUGAGAAUCUCCUUCAGGAAGGCCUGAGAAAGAAGAGCUCGUGAAAACGAUAUCACAGUAACGAAGAGAAGAGUUUGCUUUUACGUACCACAGGCUGGUCGGUUCUCUGGACGAGCUGCUUCAAAGCCCAGUUGGCCUGUUGCUCGAAGAGCUUGAAGACAUGGUCUUCCAAUUCGCCCCUCUCUCUCCUCGUUCUCUUGCCGUCAUUGUUCUUGGCAUUGACAGGCGCUUUUCUCUUGGCAGCAUCCUUCAAAAUAAAAAGUAAAGAGAUUGAUUUUCGUA
Messenger RNA from Selaginella moellendorffii, 2425 nucleotides. Its product is annotated as calcium-dependent protein kinase 1. Gene Ontology annotation, cellular component: nucleus; cytoplasm. The coding region runs from base 221 to 1900 and encodes 559 amino acids. The transcript is spliced from 8 exons. Lineage: Eukaryota; Viridiplantae; Streptophyta; Lycopodiopsida; Selaginellales; Selaginellaceae. Gene Ontology annotation, molecular function: calcium-dependent protein serine/threonine kinase activity; calcium/calmodulin-dependent protein kinase activity; ATP binding. Gene Ontology annotation, biological process: protein autophosphorylation; peptidyl-serine phosphorylation; intracellular signal transduction. The record is from RefSeq and is a predicted model, not a curated record.